Molecule: messenger RNA, 5903 nt
Organism: Pan troglodytes (chimpanzee)
Lineage: Eukaryota; Metazoa; Chordata; Mammalia; Primates; Hominidae
Gene: ABCC5
Product: ATP binding cassette subfamily C member 5
Exons: 30
Coding region: 226-4539 (1437 amino acids)
Biological process (GO): transmembrane transport
Cellular component (GO): membrane
Molecular function (GO): ATP binding; ATP hydrolysis activity; ABC-type transporter activity
Source: RefSeq, a predicted model, not a curated record
AGUUUGUCAUUGGACAAGGUGACUUUUUUUUUUUUUUUUUAAAGAUAAGUAACAGCUAUAUCAACUUAGGGUACUUGAACCAGAAUUCUGAAAGGAAAGAAAUCAAGCUUUCUUUGGACUGGAAACCUGUCUUUGCGUAGGAGAUUUAGUCCUUUUUAUUCAGAGGAUUAGAAUUCUGAUGUGAAACUAACAGUCUGUGAGCCCUGGAACCUCCACUCAGAGAAGAUGAAGGAUAUUGACAUAGGAAAAGAGUAUAUCAUCCCCAGUCCUGGGUAUAGAAGUGUGAGGGAGAGAACCAGCACUUCUGGGACGCACAGAGACCGUGAAGAUUCCAAGUUCAGGAGAACUCGACCGUUGGAAUGCCAAGAUGCCUUGGAAACAGCAGCCCGAGCCGAGGGCCUCUCUCUUGAUGCCUCCAUGCAUUCUCAGCUCAGAAUCCUGGAUGAGGAGCAUCCCAAGGGAAAGUACCAUCAUGGCUUGAGUGCUCUGAAGCCCAUCCGGACUACUUCCAAACACCAGCACCCAGUGGACAAUGCUGGGCUUUUUUCCUGUAUGACUUUUUCGUGGCUUUCUUCUCUGGCCCGUGUGGCCCACAAGAAGGGGGAGCUCUCAAUGGAAGACGUGUGGUCUCUGUCCAAGCACGAGUCUUCUGACGUGAACUGCAGAAGACUAGAGAGACUGUGGCAAGAAGAGCUGAAUGAAGUUGGGCCAGACGCUGCUUCCCUGCGAAGGGUUGUGUGGAUCUUCUGCCGCACCAGGCUCAUCCUGUCCAUCGUGUGCCUGAUGAUCACGCAGCUGGCUGGCUUCAGUGGACCAGCCUUCAUGGUGAAACACCUCUUGGAGUAUACCCAGGCAACAGAGUCUAACCUGCAGUACAGCUUGUUGUUAGUCCUGGGCCUCCUCCUGACGGAAAUCGUGCGGUCUUGGUCGCUUGCACUGACUUGGGCAUUGAAUUACCGAACCGGUGUCCGCUUGCGGGGGGCCAUCCUAACCAUGGCAUUUAAGAAGAUUCUUAAGUUAAAGAACAUUAAAGAGAAAUCCCUGGGUGAGCUCAUCAACAUUUGCUCCAACGACGGGCAGAGAAUGUUUGAGGCAGCAGCCGUUGGCAGCCUGCUGGCUGGAGGACCCGUUGUUGCCAUCUUAGGCAUGAUUUAUAAUGUAAUUAUUCUGGGACCAACAGGCUUCCUGGGAUCAGCUGUUUUUAUCCUCUUUUACCCAGCAAUGAUGUUUGCAUCACGGCUCACAGCAUAUUUCAGGAGAAAAUGCGUGGCCGCCACGGAUGAACGUGUCCAGAAGAUGAAUGAAGUUCUUACUUACAUUAAAUUUAUCAAAAUGUAUGCCUGGGUCAAAGCAUUUUCUCAGAGUGUUCAAAAAAUCCGCGAGGAGGAGCGUCGGAUAUUGGAAAAAGCCGGGUACUUCCAGAGCAUCACUGUGGGUGUGGCUCCCAUUGUGGUGGUGAUUGCCAGCGUGGUGACCUUCUCUGUUCAUAUGACCCUGGGCUUCGAUCUGACAGCAGCACAGGCUUUCACAGUGGUGACAGUCUUCAAUUCCAUGACUUUUGCUUUGAAAGUAACACCGUUUUCAGUAAAGUCCCUCUCAGAAGCCUCAGUGGCUGUUGACAGAUUUAAGAGUUUGUUUCUAAUGGAAGAGGUUCACAUGAUAAAGAACAAACCAGCCAGUCCUCACAUCAAGAUAGAGAUGAAAAAUGCCACCUUGGCAUGGGACUCCUCCCACUCCAGUAUCCAGAACUCGCCCAAGCUGACCCCCAAAAUGAAAAAAGACAAGAGGGCUUCCAGGGGCAAGAAAGAGAAGGUGAGGCAGCUGCAGCGCACUGAGCAUCAGGCGGUGCUGGCAGAGCAGAAAGGCCACCUCCUCCUGGACAGUGACGAGCGGCCCAGUCCCGAAGAGGAAGAAGGCAAGCACAUCCACCUGGGCCACCUGCGCUUACAGAGGACACUGCACAGCAUCGACCUGGAGAUCCAAGAGGGUAAACUGGUUGGAAUCUGCGGCAGUGUGGGAAGUGGAAAAACCUCUCUCAUUUCAGCCAUUUUAGGCCAGAUGACGCUUCUAGAGGGCAGCAUUGCAAUCAGUGGAACCUUCGCUUAUGUGGCCCAGCAGGCCUGGAUCCUCAAUGCUACUCUGAGAGACAACAUCCUGUUUGGGAAGGAAUAUGAUGAAGAAAGAUACAACUCUGUGCUGAACAGCUGCUGCCUGAGGCCUGACCUGGCCAUUCUUCCCAGCAGCGACCUGACGGAGAUUGGAGAGCGAGGAGCCAACCUGAGCGGUGGGCAGCGCCAGAGGAUCAGCCUUGCCCGGGCCUUGUAUAGUGACAGGAGCAUCUACAUCCUGGACGACCCCCUCAGUGCCUUAGAUGCCCAUGUGGGCAACCACAUCUUCAAUAGUGCUAUCCGGAAACAUCUCAAGUCCAAGACAGUUCUGUUUGUUACCCACCAGUUACAGUACCUGGUUGACUGUGAUGAAGUGAUCUUCAUGAAAGAGGGCUGUAUUACGGAAAGAGGCACCCAUGAGGAACUGAUGAAUUUAAAUGGUGACUAUGCUACCAUUUUUAAUAACCUGUUGCUGGGAGAGACACCGCCAGUUGAGAUCAAUUCAAAAAAGGAAACCAGUGGUUCACAGAAGAAGUCACAAGACAAGGGUCCUAAAACAGGAUCAGUAAAGAAGGAAAAAGCAGUAAAGCCAGAGGAAGGGCAGCUUGUGCAGCUGGAAGAGAAAGGGCAGGGUUCAGUGCCCUGGUCAGUAUAUGGUGUCUACAUCCAGGCUGCUGGGGGCCCCUUGGCAUUCCUGGUUAUUAUGGCCCUUUUCAUGCUGAAUGUAGGCAGCACCGCCUUCAGCACCUGGUGGUUGAGUUACUGGAUCAAGCAAGGAAGCGGGAACACCACUGUGACUCGAGGGAACGAGACCUCGGUGAGUGACAGCAUGAAGGACAAUCCUCAUAUGCAGUACUACGCCAGCAUCUACGCCCUCUCCAUGGCAGUCAUGCUGAUCCUGAAAGCCAUUCGAGGAGUUGUCUUUGUCAAGGGCACACUGCGAGCUUCCUCCCGGCUGCAUGACGAGCUUUUCCGAAGGAUCCUUCGAAGCCCUAUGAAGUUUUUUGACACGACCCCCACAGGGAGGAUUCUCAACAGGUUUUCCAAAGACAUGGAUGAAGUUGACGUGCGGCUGCCGUUCCAGGCGGAGAUGUUCAUCCAGAACGUUAUCCUGGUGUUCUUCUGCGUGGGAAUGAUCGCAGGAGUCUUCCCGUGGUUCCUUGUGGCAGUGGGACCCCUUGUCAUCCUCUUUUCAGUCCUGCACAUUGUCUCCAGGGUCCUGAUUCGGGAGCUGAAGCGUCUGGACAAUAUCACGCAGUCACCUUUCCUCUCCCACAUCACGUCCAGCAUACAGGGCCUUGCCACCAUCCACGCCUACAAUAAAGGGCAGGAGUUUCUGCACAGGUACCAGGAGCUGCUGGAUGACAACCAAGCUCCUUUUUUCUUGUUUACGUGUGCGAUGCGGUGGCUGGCUGUGCGGCUGGACCUCAUCAGCAUCGCCCUCAUCACCACUACGGGGCUGAUGAUCGUUCUUAUGCACGGGCAGAUUCCCCCAGCCUAUGCAGGUCUCGCCAUCUCUUAUGCUGUCCAGUUAACGGGGCUGUUCCAGUUUACGGUCAGACUGGCAUCUGAGACAGAAGCUCGAUUCACCUCGGUGGAGAGGAUCAAUCACUACAUUAAGACUCUGUCCUUGGAAGCACCUGCCAGAAUUAAGAACAAGGCUCCCUCCCCUGACUGGCCCCAGGAGGGAGAGGUGACCUUCGAGAACGCAGAGAUGAGGUACCGAGAAAACCUCCCUCUCGUCCUAAAGAAAGUAUCCUUCACGAUCAAACCUAAAGAGAAGAUUGGCAUUGUGGGGCGGACAGGAUCAGGGAAGUCCUCGCUGGGGAUGGCCCUCUUCCGUCUGGUGGAGUUAUCUGGAGGCUGCAUCAAGAUUGAUGGAGUGAGAAUCAGUGAUAUUGGCCUUGCCGACCUCCGAAGCAAACUCUCCAUCAUUCCUCAAGAGCCAGUGCUGUUCAGUGGCACUGUCAGAUCAAAUUUGGACCCCUUCAACCAGUAUACUGAAGACCAGAUUUGGGAUGCCCUGGAGAGGACACACAUGAAAGAAUGUAUUGCUCAGCUACCUCUGAAACUUGAAUCUGAAGUGAUGGAGAAUGGGGAUAACUUCUCAGUGGGGGAACGGCAGCUCUUGUGCAUAGCUAGAGCCCUGCUCCGCCACUGUAAGAUUCUGAUUUUAGAUGAAGCCACAGCUGCCAUGGACACAGAGACAGACUUAUUGAUUCAAGAGACCAUCCGAGAAGCAUUUGCAGACUGUACCAUGCUGACCAUCGCCCAUCGCCUGCACACGGUUCUAGGCUCCGAUAGGAUUAUGGUGCUGGCCCAGGGACAGGUGGUGGAGUUUGACACCCCAUCGGUCCUUCUGUCCAACGACAGUUCCCGAUUCUAUGCCAUGUUUGCUGCUGCAGAGAACAAGGUCGCUGUCAAGGGCUGACUCCUCCCUGUUGACGAAGUCUCUUUUCUUUAGAGCAUUGCCAUUCCCUGCCUGGGGCGGGCCCCUCAUCGCGUCCUCCUACCGAAACCUUGCCUUUCUCGAUUUUAUCUUUCGCACAGCAGUUCCGGAUUGGCUUGUGUGUUUCACUUUUAGGGAGAGUCAUAUUUUGAUUAUUGUAUUUAUUCCAUAUUCAUGUAAACAAAAUUUAGUUUUUGUUCUUAAUUGCACUCUAAAAGGUUCAGGGAACCGUUAUUAUAAUUGUAUCAGAGGCCUAUAAUGAAGCUUUAUACGUGUAGCUAUAUCUAUAUAUAAUUCUGUACAUAGCCUAUAUUUACAGUGAAAAUGUAAGCUGUUUAUUUUAUAUUAAAAUAAGCACUGUGCUAAUAACAGUGCAUAUUCCUUUCUAUCAUUUUUGUACAGUUUGCUGUACUAGAGAUCUGGUUUUGCUAUUAGACUGUAGGAAGAGUAGCAUUUCAUUCUUCUCUAGCUGGUGGUUUCACGGUGCCAGGUUUUCUGGGUGUCCAAAGGAAGACGUGUGGCAAUAGUGGGCCCUCCGACAGCCCCCUCUGCCGCCUCCCCACGGCCGCUCCAGGGGUGGCUGGAGACGGGUGGGCGGCUGGAGACCAUGCAGAGCGCCGUGAGUUCUCAGGGCUCCUGCCUUCUGUCCUGGUGUCACUUACUGUUUCUGUCAGGAGAGCAGCGGGGCGAAGCCCAGGCCCCUUUUCACUCCCUCCAUCAGGAAUGGGGAUCACAGAGACAUUCCUCCGAGCCGGGGAGUUUCUUUCCUGCCUUCUUCUUUUUGCUGUUGUUUCUAAACAAGAAUCAGUCUAUCCACAGAGUCCCACUGCCUCAGGUUCCUACGGCUGGCCACUGCACAGAGCUCUCCAGCUCCAAGACCUGUUGGUUCCAAGCCCUGGAGCCAACUGCUGCUUUUUGAGGUGGCACUUUUUCAUUUGCCUAUUCCCACACCUCCACAGUUCAGUGGCAGGGCUCAGGAUUUCGUGGGUCUGUUUUCCUUUCUCACUGCAGUCGUCGCACAGUCUCUCUCUCUCUCUCCCCUCAAAGUCUGCAACUUUAAGCAGCUCUUGCUAAUCAGUGUCUCACACUGGCGUAGAAGUUUUUGUACUGUAAAGAGACCUACCUCAGGUUGCUGGUUGCUGUGUGGUUUGGUGUGUUCCCGCAAACCCCCUUUGUGCUGUGGGGCUGGUAGCUCAGGUGGGCGUGGUCACUGCUGUCAUCAGUUGAAUGGUCAGCGUUGCAUGUCGUGACCAACUAGACAUUCUGUCGCCUUAGCAUGUUUGCUGAACACCUUGUGGAAGCAAAAAUCUGAAAAUGUGAAUAAAAUUAUUUUGGAUUUUGUAAAA